GGCUUCAGGCAGGAGGUCAUCACAAACAUGGCGUGGAGAGAAUGUGUAGUGAAAUGGGCUAAAACAGAGUUCCUCAGAUCCACAAACACUAUUCCACGAAGCACGAGACUGAACCCCCACAACCAACAGAGGUGUCAUUUCCGUCGUGAUGCCAAAAGGCCGGAUACAAAGAAAGGAAAUGUCACCCAAGAAACUAAACCUACACCCUCUGAGGCUGGCACACCAGGUCCCCCGCCUCCUCCCAAAGUCCUCAGGCCGAGGCUUUUCAAACCGCUGAUGUUCACAGUAGGGUUUACAGGUUGCUCAUUUGGUGCAGCGGCCAUUCUGCAAUAUGAGACCCUGAAGUCAAGAGUUCAGAAUGCAAAAGAGGAAGAGCAGUCAGAAAAACUCUUACAGGGGUCUCAGGACAUGGCGCACUGGCACGACUGGUGGAACAAGUUGUCAGGCUUCCAGCAACAGCUCAUCCUCCUGAUGUCGAUGGUGGAUGACUUCUGGAGCAGCCUCACAGAGGGACAGAGGACCGUCACCGGCAUCAUUGCAGUAAAUGCUGUAGUCCUGUGUUGCUGGCGGAUCCCUUCAAUGCAAAGAAGCAUGAUUAAGUACUUCACGUCCAACCCAGCCUCCAAAACACAGUGCCUUCCCAUGGUCCUGUCCUCCUUCAGCCAUUACUCCAUUAUCCACAUGGUGGCCAACAUGUAUGUCCUGUGGACGUUCUCAUCAGGGAUUGUCUCUCUCUUAGGCAAGGAGCAGUUUCUUGCAGUCUACCUGUCUGCCGGUGUGAUUUCCACUAUGGCCAGCUACAUGUGUAAAACUGCGACUGGAUGUCUCUAUCCAUCCUUAGGAGCGUCAGGCGCUGUCAUGGCAGUACUGGCCGCAGUUUGUGCAAAAAUGCCAGAGGCCAAACUGGGCAUAAUCUUCCUCCCCAUGAUUACUUUUACUGCAGGAAAUGCUCUGAAAGCGCUCAUUGCCAUGGAUACAGCAGGGCUUUUUCUGGGAUGGCGGCUGUUUGACCACGCAGCUCACCUUGGCGGAGCCCUCUUUGGAAUAUGGUAUGUGGCAUAUGGGCACAAGCUGAUUUGGAGGAAAAGGGAGCCCCUUGUGAAGCUGUGGCAUGACAUGCGUUCUCCAGGUGCCGGUGGUUCCAGGCCAGGAGGAGGGCCUCCGGUUGGUGGUAGUGGACCUGGACCACAAUGAGACACUGUAAAGUCUCUUGAAUCUUUUUUGUAAGAUCUGGAGUUCACAGUUGCCCUAGAAUAUGCAAGGACACUUAUCCACCAAUAAGGAGUCAGGUGGUUUUGUUUAUUAAUAAAUAUAGUUUUUCAUUCAAGGUGAAUGAGACAAAGCGGACCUGAAAAACAGAUCAGACCUCGCACCUGGUGUUGCAAUCCAGAUGUUUACUGUGUGGACUGAUAACAUCUGCUUCACUACAAGUUAAAAAAAACAAAAAACACUGCUCUCCUACCUCUUAAUAAUCUGAAGAUGUUUAACCUUCAGCCUUCAUGUUGGACUUUUCCUGUUCAUAUUUUUGAAAACAGUUGCACAAGUCUUGGCGGACAAACCAGAGGGCUGGUAGUGAUUGAAUCAUUUGCUGAAUUCAAUGUAAUAUACAGUCCUGUGGGCUGGUCUUAUGUGACUAUUAAAACA
Messenger RNA from Anoplopoma fimbria (sablefish), 1644 nucleotides. RefSeq names its product presenilin associated, rhomboid-like a (gene parla). Gene Ontology annotation, molecular function: serine-type endopeptidase activity. The record is from RefSeq and is a predicted model, not a curated record. NCBI's taxonomy places the organism in Eukaryota, Metazoa, Chordata, Actinopteri, Perciformes, Anoplopomatidae. The transcript has 10 exons. Bases 28 to 1194 code for a protein of 388 amino acids. Gene Ontology annotation, cellular component: membrane.